AUGCAGCAAGUCCUCGGCGACAGAGACCCCAACGGCCCUCCCGGCGGAGGCGGGCGCGGCAGCCGGGCUUCUAACAUUUCUGCCAUGUCUGCCGGCACAAGCAGAGUCCCGGUUGACCCAGAAGCUCCACGAGACAAGCAAAAUGCCCUGCCUGCAAGCAUCAGGGCCAUGACCCGCGGUUCGAUCGAGAUGGGCAAUCUGGGCGGCGCUCUGGGUGAUGGCAUCGGUGACCCCUCUCGAGCUUCGAAUCGCCGCCAUGCACCCAGCCGAAUGAGCACAGCAUCUUCCCAGUCGGCCUACUCAACACAGACUAACCAGCACUCGAGACGUCGACCUCCCUCGUCGAAUGCACAGCGAGAGCCUAUGCCCCCCAUGCCCACUGUGCCGCAGUACUUCGCAGACACACGUCCGCCCGCCACCAUGCCCCACGGAAGCUCUCCUAUGGUCCCAUAUCCAAACUAUCACGACCCAGACUCGCAGCGGGCGUCGUCUAUAACACAUUCGAUGCAGGUGCAGCCGCCUGCGAUUCGUGCCGCCAACAGUCGCUCAACAGGCAACCUUCGCGGCUACGAGCCCACUCCGCGCUCUCACGGGUCCCAGUCAAGGUACUUGCAUCCUGGCCAGCAGUCGGCCUCAUCACAGUGGUUUGACAGGCCCGGAAGCAAUCCCCGACGCGCACAAACACCAGUGGACCAAGGAUAUGGAUAUGGAUACCCUUCUAGUCUGGGUAGACCGAGGGUACCAUCCGAUGCGAGCAUGGGCUAUGGUGACCGAGGUUUCGACGUUCCUCAGCAGUCGAACCGUGGCGCACCACACUAUUCCUACAGCAUGCCAGGCGACCAAGACGUUCCUCCAGUGCCUCGGAUCGACUCACGCUAUCAGCAAGUGCGUCCAAUGCCGCUAAACAUGUAUGCGUCCAACGAGCAUGUUCGCGUAAAGCGAUCCGUCAAGGGUUCUGCCUCAAGCGGUUCGACCAACGUGCGUACCGACUCGGACCCGCCUUCAUCUGACAUGGCUUUCCCACCGACGCCAAGAGACGGCACACCUCUGAAUGCGUUCAGCCGCCCACCAGGCAUUCGGAUGAUGACAGGUAGCACAACAACGACGGGUGGGCUUAGAAGGCCAGACAGUCCAGAGUACUACGAUGGCAGCGAACAAUGGGAGACUAAUCCGCAUGUCAAACCUGAGGCAGAGCUGAUGCCACCACACCUUAAUAUAAGGCGCAGAAAGAGAGUUGAGACCGUAAACUACAACAUCCCCCCAAAGAAUGUCCGCAGUGCUCGCAGCUAUAAGAAGUCUGCCGAGACCAACGCCUUGGAACACGCUGGCAUAGCUGAGCUUCCUGCCUCCCCUGUGGGUCGGCCCAUCACGAGAGAGCUCGUUCACCAGGGUCUGGGGGCGUCUUCCACCACCGGCGACGUUGACUCCUCUAUCAGCUCUCCUCCGAUGGCAGGUAAUACAGACACAAUACAUCAAGCUCGCGAAGAGGCUGCGAUUCGUCGCAUGGGCGACCAGCUGAGGAACUCAGCCAUACCUCCCGCCGGAUAUGACGUUACGCAACUUAGUAACCUGUCGCAGAUGGACGCAGGUCUCAUUGACUCUUCCACGAUUGAUUUCGCGGUUCGAUGUUCGAUUCCUGCCAUGACAGAGUCUGGACAAAGCAAGCAAGAUGAGACGAAUUCUGCAUCGGCUUCAACCGCGCCAGGAAGUCCAGAAAAGAACACAGACGACGGCAUGUCGGAGCUGUUGGCUGGCUAUCAGCACACCGAUACCAAACAGGAAGAUGAAAGCAUGUCUGAUGACGAGAAGGCCGGGAGUCCAAAGACCAUGGAGAACAAUGAUUCAGAAAAGGACAGCAAUCACGCCCAAAAAUCCUCGGGCGAGCAGUCUUUCAAGUCGUGCACAGAUGCAGUCGAGUCCGCAGCCUUGCCUGAGUCUAACAAGGCUGCUGGCGUUGGCGAGCCAGGCCGAGCUGCCUCAUCUGAAUCUCGGCAUGCAGCAACAGAUUCGGACGCUCGCUCAUUCAGGACACACAACAACGUCGUGACUCCGGUAUUCACUAACUCCAUGCCGCCGCCUCGACUGCCCUCUUCAAAUCUGGACGUAGAGGUGCCAGCCAAGCAAUCCAUGACCGGAUCGUCCAGUCCUCUUCAAAGGAUCAAGAAGAACUUUGAGGCAAGCUCGUUUUCCAGUAAGCUUAGGGGAAGUUCAAAGCUGAGUAUGAAGCAAGGCUCAGUCUCGAUGUCGGGCUCGUCUUCCACUUUGAGCACCUCGCAGCCGCCUAUCGUGCCUCCUAGAGAGUCUAGUGCUUCCGAAGAAGCUCAGCGCGUCAAUCAAGUGUCAUCAUUCUUGAUGCGCGCAGGACUACCUUUCCGUCGCAAGAACAAGAAAACGACUCUUGAAGAGAAUACCGCUGUAAAGGACAGCGUGGACAACAUCACUGGCCAGCCCGAGCAACGCAGUGAGAGCAUGAGUUUGUCAGAGACUCUGACCCGUCCUGAAGAGCUCGACAACGCCCUAACGACCGAACAGGCGGUCGUCCAGCAGGACUCUGUUCCAGAGAGGCCAGCAGUCAGCGAUCCGGUCGAGUGUCCAAGUCCCACGAACACUUUGCGUGAAGAUACCACGACCGAUCUGAAGUACCCCGUGUAUAGGUACAACGCGCCACAGCGGUACCUUCAUGAUCUCAAGGAGGACUCCCAUGAAGACUCGAGCCUCAAUACGAGCGCCAGCAACCUGAAGAAUUCUAACUUCCGUUUUCCGCCCAGCACGAGCUUUGGUAUCCGUACUUCGGUCGAUGAUCCGGGUGUGCUCGGGUGCAAGUCGUCUAUGGGGUCGCGCCGAGCGAGCGUCAUCGAGGAUGUUCACGGCCUGCCUUUCUUAGAGUUCAGCGAGGCGAACCUAUACGACAAAUUCAAGAGUGCGCUUCCCGAGGAUGUGCGCUUCUCCAGAUCUUCGGCGCGGGCGCAGAUAGACGUACCCGAUGGUGUGGUGGGGUUGCUGGAUUUGGUCGCGCCCGAGAAACUUCAAGGUCCUGUGAAUAGUGCGCAUCAGGAAAAUUUGCCGAGGGUAUCUAUACAGUCGCCCGGGGUGAUCAAUUUCAGCAGAUUGAGGUGCCGUUCUUCAUCUGAGAAGCUCAUGGCGGAGAUCGACCGGGUCAGCAUACCUUCCAUCACGCAGCUUACCCAGCGCGUCGGAGAGAUGUUCCCUUCCUUGUCACUGGUCGACCAUCAUGAGCGAGAAGAGUCUCUCGGUCGAACCAUGGAGUUUCCUGAGGAGGAGGAGAUCAUGGAGCAUGCAAUGGAGGAGAUCCACCAUGUACACCCGCCGUCGCAGAAACGUUCUUCUGCUCGACUGCGGCCCGUGCGCGGUUCUUCGGCGUUGAUGGUUGUCGAUGAUGAUGUGUUUGAGGAGAUUUCGAGUAAAGAGAGGCUUACUGGAAGUAUGGGUGAUAAUUGCGUGGGGGCGCUUGAGUUUGAAGUUCAGGUUGGUGAAGCUGGCACACGUGCAAAGGGCAAAGGCAAGACCACAACACGCACGCUAUCUCGCCCACUAUCUACCGUCGACGAGCUUCAAGUACCUUCGCCCGCAGUCCUUCACCCUCGUACUGCACACGAUCAGUCUCUACGCACCUCCAUCGACUCGGCCUUGUCGUCCCUGACAAGGUCACCUAGGUCAUUUGUUUCGACACCCACAGCAACCGAGACGCGUCCUUGGAACUCUGACAAGAAUUAUCCGUGGUCCACGUCAACAAACCCCUCUGUUGAUAUCUCGCUGCCACCACAAACUUCGUUGAAGCAAUCGCCGCGUCCCGGUCCGUCACAUCUGCGCAACGCUCUAUCCGACGCAACGAGCAGUACAUUUACUUCGGUACACACUCCAACCCAUUCUCGAUACGGCAACGCCUCAGGUUCCAACGCGAAUCGUCAAGUCCACCGCCUCAGCAUCUUCGGACGCAGCGGCGAUCAAGUUCACGCAGUCGGCGAGCGCUACCCUACCUCAGCCUUGAGCCCGCCUACGGCUAUCUUCAGAGACAACCUUUCCUCGUGCGAUAUCUCGGACGACGAGGAAUUUGCAACUUCUCGCAAACCUAACAGGCUCACGCUCAGAAAGCGUUUCUCGUCCGCCGCUCGCAACACUACCCGCGGCCACACCUCUCCUCGCGCCGCUCGAAGCAAGGUCAAUCCAGCAGAGAUCGUUUCUCCUGCUCAAGAGAACGAGAACUCUUCCUCAACUCUUCAAGACCUCGUUGGUGAGGCCCGUGCCUUCACCAGUAAUCGCCACACCUUCCGAGACGCGCAGGGUAUGCCAAUUGGCGCGUACCACCGUCACCGCAUCGUCGACUCCAUCAAACGUUGGUGGCACAAAGGAGGAGAACUGAUCCGCACCAUCUCUCGCCGCGGCAACGACCAGCAGGAUGUCGUCCCAGCUCGCGAUUGA
Parastagonospora nodorum SN15 is the source of this 4440-nucleotide messenger RNA. RefSeq lists its product as hypothetical. The record is from RefSeq and is a predicted model, not a curated record. Lineage: Eukaryota; Fungi; Ascomycota; Dothideomycetes; Pleosporales; Phaeosphaeriaceae. Bases 1 to 4440 code for a protein of 1479 amino acids. The transcript has 2 exons.